Messenger RNA from Toxotes jaculatrix (banded archerfish), 3900 nucleotides. It is a transcript of the gene gja1b, whose product is annotated as gap junction protein alpha 1b. NCBI's taxonomy places the organism in Eukaryota, Metazoa, Chordata, Actinopteri, Toxotidae. The record is from RefSeq and is a predicted model, not a curated record. Gene Ontology annotation, biological process: cell-cell signaling; heart development. The transcript is spliced from 2 exons. The coding region runs from base 150 to 1316 and encodes 388 amino acids. Gene Ontology annotation, cellular component: connexin complex. Gene Ontology annotation, molecular function: transmembrane transporter activity.
GAAGUUUGACAAGUUUGACUCAGUCUCCCUCCUUGGUCCCACACUCGGAUAUCAGCAUCGCCAGAGAGAGUUUUGUACAAGUGGCGGAGAAAGUCCCUCUGGGCCCCUCUUCUUUCUCUCCGUAACUUUCCAGCUAACCCUCCCUGAGAAUGGGUGACUGGAGUGCUCUGGGUCGUCUGCUGGACAAGGUCCAGGCCUACUCUACUGCUGGGGGGAAGGUCUGGUUGUCGGUCCUUUUCAUCUUCAGAAUCCUGGUCCUGGGUACUGCAGUGGAAUCAGCCUGGGGAGACGAGCAGUCUGCCUUUAGAUGUAACACCCUGCAGCCUGGUUGUGACAAUGUCUGCUACGACAAAUCCUUCCCUAUCUCCCAUGUUCGCCUGUGGGUCCUCCAGAUCAUCUUUGUGUCAACGCCCACACUCCUCUACCUAGCUCACGUCUUCUAUCUGAACAGGAAGGAACAGAAACUCAACAGGAAGGAGGAGGAACUUAAAGCUGUGCAAAAUGACGGAGGUGAUGUUGACAUCCCGCUGAAGAAAAUUGAGAUGAAAAAGCUAAAGUAUGGCAUAGAGGAGCAUGGGAAAGUGAAGAUGAAGGGGGCUCUGCUUAGAACCUAUAUUGUUAGUAUUUUCUUCAAGUCUAUGUUUGAGGUGGGCUUCCUGCUUAUCCAGUGGUACAUGUAUGGUUUCAGCCUCAGUGCCGUCUACACCUGUGAGAGGUCCCCAUGCCCUCAGAAGGUGGAGUGCUUCCUGUCCCGACCCACAGAGAAGACUGUCUUCAUCAUCUUCAUGCUGGUGGUCUCACUGGUGUCCCUGCUGCUCAACAUCAUUGAGCUUUUCUAUGUCUUCUUUAAGAGGAUCAAAGAUCGCGUGAAGGGCAAACAACAGUCCACUCUCUACCCCAGUGGAGGCACCUUGAGCCCCACCCCUAAAGACCUGUCCACCACCAAGUAUGCCUACUAUAAUGGCUGUUCCUCCCCGACUGCCCCGCUUUCACCCAUGUCUCCCCCAGGCUACAAGCUGGCCACUGGGGAGCGGGGAACUGGCUCGUGCCGUAAUUAUAAUAAGCAGGCCAAUGAGCAGAACUGGGCAAACUACUCUACAGAGCAGAACCGGCUCGGCCAGAACGGUGGAGGAAGCACUAUUUCAAACUCCCACGCACAAGCCUUUGACUUCCCCGAUGAUACCCACGAGCAUAAGAAACUGUCCUCAUCAGCAGGACAUGAGCUGCAGCCGCUGUCGCUGAUGGACGCCAGGCCCUGCAGCCGAGCCAGCAGCCGGAUGAGCAGCCGAGCCAGGCCAGAUGACCUGGACGUGUAAGCCCUGGUUCUUCCUCCUCCCACCUCUGCCUGGCUGACGAGAUAUGCAGCUGAAGCCAGAGAAUCAGGAAACUCUCCAUCACAUAGGUUCAUAUAAGAGGUGGGACUAACCUCAAUCACUGUCUUCAGCAUAGAGACUCUUAGUCAAUCAAAGAGACAUUAAAACUUAUUAUGUAACACUGUCAAAGGUACAAGUUGCAAAUAUUUUUUUUUCCAGUGACUUUUACCAUAACUUGUUAGUGGAGCUAACCCCGCUGUAAGAGAACAGAACAGCCGCAGGAAUGGUCCCAGAGGAGGAGGAGCUCCUUAGAACCAGUCUCUAAUCAGUUCGAGAACAGAGGACCACACUGGUGAAAGGGACUUAUUUGGUUCGAAUUUACCAAGGUUGCAUUUUUCUUGUUUUCAUAGUUUCUGCUUUUUUUUUUUCCAACUGAUGACAGCAUUUGAUUUACCACUGCCAUAGAGGAGAUGUGAAGGACUGGUGACAACUUUACAACAGGGUGCCUUCUUAGUUGUGUCUUAAAUGUCUGGCCAGGGACACCAGAGAGAUACUAGCCUUCUAGGCUAAUGGUGGUCUGUUUGCAUUUCUUUUUUUCUGUUGAUUAGUGAGCUUUGUCUCUGUCAAAGAAAGUAAUUGAUUGAUUGAUGAAUUGUAAAUGAUGAAAGUAGAGUCCAGCUGGGCAACAAACAAAUCCCCAUACCCACAUGCCCUAAAUUCCUAAUUCUGCCAAUUGAUCUAAAGCAUCUAAUAUGGAAUUAGUAAUAUCCAUCCUGAUUACAGGCUGUAAUUAUAACAACAAACCCAGACUGUCCAUACCUGCAAUUUUUUUCCAGUGGUUUCCAAAACAGACUCAUAUGAAAGGCUCCUUCAGCUCUGUGGUUAAGGUGACUGGAAACUGCUAAUACGCCCAAAGUUGAAUUCACUCUUUGUCUCUAAGAGGUUUUCCUGUAGAAUGAUGUCACACUGUUUCCUACUUAGCUCCUGAGAGAGGACCAUCACUAGACGUAUGAUCGCAACAGGUCUCUGCUGGGGGAACAUGUAAACACAGGCCAGGUAGAUGUUGGAACAAAUGACAAGUGCUGUUGUUUUUCAGGUAAGGACAGUCCCUCACUUUGAUAUAAACCUGUGUGAUCAAUUGCAACGACAUCAUUCAAUCGACAUUCCACCUGUGCUAACACUGUGUGAUGGACUUGGCCACACUUGCAGUGAGUUGCUCUUAAGGUUUGCUUGUGUAAUAAAGCUGAAUUUAUGUGUAAAUCAACAUUAUUAUUAUUAAUGCUUUUUUUUGUUUUAACUUACACCCUAACUAUCCUAACCCCAUUCUCAAUUAAAACCACCUUUUAGUUUCUCAGUCACAACAGACAGGAGUUAUUGUAUUGAGUGAAGUGUUUACCACACGGCUCAUCCUUUACAUGUGACUUACAGUAAGGCUUUUGAGGAGAAUGCUUAAUGUCAGUUGUAGUGAAUAUUUAUUGUAGGACACCUACCACUAAGAGGACAAAUUGACUACUAUCCAGUAUCUCUUACUCACAGAAAACAUAUUACAUCAACUCCCCACCAACUGUAUAUUUAUUGACAGUAAAAAUAAAAAAAAAUAUUAUUUUUUUUUCUUUAGUAACUUUGUCAGUCAGCGUGGACUGUUGUUUCCUGAUAAACUUUGAAUUUAUGUGGUCUUAUGUUUUCAUUUUGUGGUUUUAUUUGUCUUUUUUUUUGGGGUGUGUGUGUAAGAGUGGCAGGGCUGAGGGUUCAGGCUGCUGUGGCACAGCAAACUCUGAUCUGCUUUUAUGUGGGUUCCAUAAAGAAAGGCUUUAUUACUGUCAUUCAUUCGACAUGUGUGUUCUCUCUCUCUUUUUUUCAUCUUUUGUGGGCAGUAGAGACAGACAGUAGAAUGAUUAUCUGUGUUUUUACAUAUUUGAGUGAGUGAUUUCUUUGUUUUGUAGGUAAUGUUUUGAUUUCAGACUCAGAUGUAACCGUUGCUGCUUGAGAAAUAGAUAUUUAGUACUGUAAAUCAAGCUAACUGUGUCACAAUAAAAUGUGAGUUUGUAGAAGACUGCUUAUAGAUCUGGACUAAUAUUUAGUCAGUUAUAUUAAAAUGUAUGCCAAUGUAGCUCCACAACUACCCAUCUCUAGGAUAAAUCUCAAUUUGGGCUUCUUUUCUUUAUUUUGUCUUUUUUUUUUUUUUAAUUGUCAAUUGUGCAUCAUUUUGUUGGUACUUACAUAUGUCAUGGAUCUUUCAGCUACAAUGGCUUUUGCACUGAGAUCUUGGUGAUAGAGAUGUAAUAUGAUGCACACAGUAAGUGGUAAGAGUUUUCUGAUGCAAAUGUUACUAAUUUAUUUUAUAACACAGAAAUCACUACAGUGCAGAAUAUCAGACAUCUGACCACUGGUUUCAUUGAUUGGUUCUGUGAGAGAUGUGUCUUCCAUUGACAGAACAGGAGCAAUAGUCAUUUGUUGCAGUUAUUCAGACAAUGCUAAUCAAUGGGGGUCCACUGUUGUACAGUGUAAGUGCAUGAUAGCAAAACGAAAACCCAUUAAUUGUACCUGUGAAAAGCUAUUUUAACCAAUAAAUAUUUUUCUUUCUUAA